Sphaeramia orbicularis (orbiculate cardinalfish) is the source of this 2360-nucleotide messenger RNA. It is a transcript of the gene obi1, whose product is annotated as ORC ubiquitin ligase 1. The record is from RefSeq and is a predicted model, not a curated record. Bases 58 to 2019 code for a protein of 653 amino acids. Gene Ontology annotation, molecular function: ubiquitin-protein transferase activity. Gene Ontology annotation, biological process: regulation of DNA replication; protein monoubiquitination. NCBI's taxonomy places the organism in Eukaryota, Metazoa, Chordata, Actinopteri, Kurtiformes, Apogonidae. The transcript has 6 exons.
GGGAAAUUUGUACUUUGCGGAAGUGAAUGGUGCCCGCUUUGUGUGCUACUGCAAAACAUGGCUCUCAACUUCCAGACAUCCACUCUUUCACUGACUCUGCCGAUUUCUUGUCAAAUAUGUCUCGGAAAGGUCAAGCAGCCGGUCAUUUGUGCCAACCACCACGUGUUCUGUUCAGUCUGCAUGGAAAUGUGGUUGAAGAAAGCCAGUCAGUGUCCCACCUGCAGAGUCCCCAUCACAGCAGAAAACCCCUGCAGAGAAAUCAUCGGAGGAUCUAAUGAGAGUGACCACAGUGACAGCCUGUCUGUGAGGAAAUGUCUCAGAAAAACCAGAGGAGAACUGCUUCUACGUGAGUAUGAGGAUGAAAUAGAAGGGCUCAUUAGAGAAAAUGAGGAGCUAAAAGCAAAAAAUCAAAGUCUGGAGUUACAACUGAAGACUGCUUUGGAGCCGUGCAGUAUUAACACAUUGCAAACAAAUGAUAAAAGAGUUGACCCCUACGUCCUGGAAGAAUGGACAAACAAGUUGCGAGCUGCUACAGAUGUUUGUGAUAAAGUGAAGCAAGACAUGGACAAACUCAAAGAGGCAAAUAGAGGAUUACGUUCGCAAAAUGUUGACCUUGUGCAAGAGAACAUGAGGUUGAAAGCAGAAGUGGCAGCCAGGUCUCCUCAAAAGUUUGGUCGUUAUACAGUGGCUGCACUAGAAGCAAAAAUCCAGCAAUACGACCGUGAGGUGGACCACUUGAAGAGAGCUCUGGAGCGCAGUGACCAGUACAUCGAAGACCUCGAGUCUCGGGUCAGAAAACUCAGACAAGUUGAUAUACAGGAAAAGAGCAGGACUGACGCAAAGACUGAGUCAGAAGAUUUCACACAGCAGCAUAAAAUUAACAUGAUGAUGAGAAGCUUGAGUGACAAUGAGAGGGAGUCCAUCUGCAGCAAUCCAGAAGUCCAAAGCCAAACAUAUUCAAGAAAGUUGUUUGAGCCAUCUGCAGGUCGCACUCCACUGAAUAAAUGUGUGCCUGUGAACCAGAAAAGCGAGGAUUUGGAUAGCGCCUCCUCUGACUUUUUGCCCUCUACUCCUUCCAAUGCCUUUCGCUCCCUGACACUGAGAAGCCCCAGAAUCCGUGAGAAGAAAGUGGCAUUCAAGCCCACGUCUUAUAUGAGGAGGCUUGAUUUUGGUGACUUUCCAAGUCCUGGCAAGAGCAGUAUCUUCAGAGUGAACCAAUUCAGCAGCAACACAAAAUCCCCCAAAGAGUUCUCUCCAAAUACAGAUCUGGAAACCUCCAAGUCUCUCCUAUGGGAUGACUGGCAAAAGUCUGAAUCUGCUGACCAGUCCUGUCCCGGUCCAAGUAAAGAAAGCACAUUUAAAGGAGCAACAUCCACUAAUCUUGCAGUUGAUGACCCCGAUAGUUUCCAUAUGUCCAGCGAGGCCUCUAUGGAUGCAGCUUACCUGGAUAAAAUCUCUGAAUUGGACUCCAUGAUGCUGGAUGGAGAGAGUGCCAGCAGCCGGGGGUCCCAACUCUCCCUGGUUUCCACCUCUCCAGCAGAUUUGGACAACACUGUUGUCCCAGAACCACAAACAUGCUCUGAUUCACUGCCAAACUGUGGUGGCAAACCUGUUAUGGAAUGUGACCAGCAUAGUCCUUCAGCACGCAAUACCACAGAUUUCGCUCUGAAUGGCAAAGAGGCUCCAGAAGGCUCCACAGAAGGGAGGACACCUGCACUGUUGUCGGGGAAGGAGAGCGGUGCAACUGUCCCAGGGCAUGAUGGGACCUCUCAGACUGAAGAAAUGUCUUUUGAGUUGUUGUUUGAUCCGCUGGAAGAGAAUAAGGACGGUCCCCCUGCCUCGCUCUGUUCGGAGAUCCAACAUGAUUCCACUCACCCCUCCUGCUCCUCCACCUGCACCGGGAAACCUGUGAACACAAUAAGGGACAGACACACACUGAACAUGAGCCAACCAACAAAGAGAAAGUCCCACAGUCCCUUUAACACAAACAGUCCCACAAAACUUUCAAAGCUCAUGUGAAGGUUUUAAAUAUUGAACCUACAUGAUCUCAGUGUAUUAUACAGUGGAAUACAAUCAUAGAGCACCAAAAAAAAAAAUGUAUGUGAUGCUACAGUUUAACAUUUUGUCUCUUACUGUCAUUGUUGUACAGACAGUUGUUGAUCGUUUGUGGAUAGAUUUUUAGUCCAGUCGUGCAGUGAAACAAAAUAUCACAGUCCACAUCUUCAGGGACAAACACUUUUGUGCUGUUUUGGUCAAUAAUACUCUCAUCAAGUGUACUUUCAGGGUAUUUGAACCCAAACCUGUCUGAUGGACAUCAUUACGAGAGCUGUACUGGAGUCUGAACAUAAAAAAUAAGAAUA